Molecule: messenger RNA, 2134 nt
Organism: Etheostoma spectabile (orangethroat darter)
Lineage: Eukaryota; Metazoa; Chordata; Actinopteri; Perciformes; Percidae
Gene: gjc2
Product: gap junction protein gamma 2
Exons: 2
Coding region: 497-1750 (417 amino acids)
Biological process (GO): cell-cell signaling
Cellular component (GO): connexin complex
Molecular function (GO): gap junction channel activity
Source: RefSeq, a predicted model, not a curated record
UACAAAUGUUGCACAUGAGCAUUGGGGGGAGGUUGACUGUGUUGCGAUUAACACGCUCCCUCAGCUGGGUGUUCAUUUCAAUCUGCAGUACGAUAUCCUCAAGUCUGAACCCUUGGAUGGGGGUCACUUGCCAGAGGAGGAUUUUUUUCUGCCUCUCUGUUUUUUAUACUUCCUUCUUGGGCAGAAGGCUGGUGUAAUAGAAACCAGACACAAGCCAGAAUGUGAGGCAUUCACAGCGGCGAGACCUCACUGCUUCAUAGAGUGGGAAAACGGAAUAAAUAGAAAGUCCAGUCUGAUAAGUUCCAUUAUUGUUUUUUCAUUUUUGCCAUUCUGGAAGUUAUUAAUAAGACGGAAAAGGCCAGGACAUUAGGAUGGAAGUGGAAUUCAAUGGAUCAGACUGUGCAGGGAAUAUCUAGAGAGGGCACAGGAGACCUUCAGGAUGGGAAAUGCAUAUACAACUUUUCCAGAUUCUAGUUGAAAAGCUUGUUAGAGCAACAUGAGCUGGAGCUUUCUCACUCGUCUCCUGGAAGAGAUCCACAACCACUCCACCUUUGUGGGGAAAGUGUGGCUGACUGUGCUCAUCAUCUUCCGCAUUGUGCUCACAGCGGUUGGAGGCGAGUCCAUCUACUCGGACGAGCAGACCAAGUUCACCUGCAACACCAAGCAGCCGGGUUGUGACAACGUAUGCUACGAUGCCUUUGCCCCGCUCUCGCACGUCCGCUUCUGGGUUUUCCAGAUCAUCAUGAUCUCCACUCCUUCUAUUAUGUACAUGGGUUACGCCAUCCACAAGAUAGCCCGAAGUACAGAGUUGGAUCGCAGGAAGCAACUCAGGCUCCGCAAAAAGCCUUCUCCUCACUCCAGAUGGAGAGAAAGCCACCAUCUAGAGGAUGUCUUAGAAGAGGAUGAAGAUGAUGAUGCUGAGCCCAUGAUCUAUGAGGAUACACUGGAAGUGCAGGAGGCCAAGCCCGUGCCAGUCAGCAGCACUAGCAAAGACCCACCAAAACAUGAUGGCCGCCGAAGAAUUAUGCAAGAAGGCCUAAUGAGAAUCUAUGUUCUUCAGCUCAUGUCGAGAGCUAUUUUUGAAAUUGCGUUCCUUGCAGGACAAUAUCUCCUCUAUGGUUUUCACGUUAGUCCUUCAUAUGUAUGUAACAGGGUCCCCUGUCCACACCGAGUGGACUGUUUUAUCUCCAGACCCACAGAGAAAACAAUCUUCCUCCUCAUCAUGUAUGUGGUAAGCUGUCUUUGUCUAGUGCUAAAUGUGUGUGAGAUGCUUCACUUGGGAAUUGGCACUUUUCGGGACACCCUUCGCAUGAAGAGGAACGGCCGCCGGACAUCCUACGGCUACCCGUUUUCUCGAAACAUCCCAGCCUCUCCUCCAGGGUACAACCUUGUGAUGAAGACAGACAAACCUAGCAGGAUCCCCAACAGCCUCAUCACCCAUGAGCAGAACAUGGCCAAUGUGGCCCAGGAGCAGCAGUGCACCAGCCCAGAUGAGAACAUCCCUUCUGAUUUGGUAAGCCUACACCGGCACCUACGGGUUGCCCAAGAACAGCUCGAUAUGGCCUUUCAAACAUAUCAAACCAAAAACACCCAGCAAACCUCCAGAACCAGCAGUCCUGUAUCUGGGGGUACAAUGGCAGAGCAAAAUCGCGUCAAUACAGUCCAGGAGAAACAAGGAGCGAGGCCGAAAUCCGCCACAGAGAAGGCAGCAACCAUUAUUAAAAAUGGAAAGACCUCUGUCUGGAUCUAGAGAUAAAUAUAAUUUAGUAAAUUAACAGUAAAAACUGAUGUCUCCAGAACUCCAUUGUGACACAGCUGGAGGAAGUGUGCUUGUGCGUGUGAGUGAGAGAUGCGACUUUGGACAAUAACAAUUGACAAUUUCAAUCAAUCUAGCUGAAGAAGUACGGUACAAAGUUUUCAGAAAUUUUAAAAAAAGACACACAAGGAAAAUAUCAAAUCCAGUACAUCAAGAAUCUUCUUUGUUACUGUAGUGCAUUUUGUGCUUGCCAUAUCUUCUGGACAUGGUUAACAUGUGCUUAUUUAGUUUAACAUCUCUAAAAUGUCAAAGUAUAAACAUACUGCUUCAAGCUAUUUAUCUGAUCUACCCUUGACUGCCGCUAAACUGAAUUAAUCU